UUCGCUGUCAUCGCUCUUCUUCUUGAUCGGCAUAAGCAAAAGUUUUCCAAAAGUCAUCGAGCUGAUUUGGUUUCAAGAUUGGCCAUUAUAUUAUAGAUAAUUAAUAAUAAAUAAGAAAAAUAUGCCAUCCUUGGAGGUAAAUGUAAACAAGGUGAUUGUGCACCCACUGGUGCUACUCUCUGUGGUGGACCAUUUCAACCGCAUGGGAAAGAUUGGCAACCAGCGGCGAGUGGUCGGUGUAUUAUUGGGUUGUUGGCGUUCUAAAGGAAUACUUGAUGUGUCCAACAGUUUUGCUGUACCCUUCGAUGAGGAUGACAAAGAUAAGUCAGUAUGGUUUUUGGAUCAUGAUUAUUUGGAGAACAUGUACGGCAUGUUCAAAAAAGUGAAUGCACGCGAGCGUGUUGUUGGUUGGUAUCACACUGGUCCUAAACUACAUCAAAAUGACAUUGCCAUAAACGAGUUGAUACGCCGCUAUUGCCCCAAUUCAGUACUGGUGAUAAUCGAUGCAAAACCCAAAGAUUUAGGUCUGCCUACAGAAGCAUAUAUUGCAAUUGAGGAGGUACAUGAUGAUGGUUCGCCCACGAGUAAAACCUUCGAACAUGUACCAAGCGAAAUUGGAGCAGAAGAAGCUGAAGAAGUGGGUGUUGAACAUCUACUACGCGACAUCAAAGACACUACAGUUGGUAGCCUCUCACAAAAAAUCACCAACCAAUUAAUGGGUCUCAAGGGAUUAAACGCGCAGUUGCAUGAUAUUAAAAAUUACUUGCAGCGCGUGGGUGAUGGAAAAAUGCCCAUUAAUUAUCAAAUAGUUUACCAAUUACAGGAUAUAUUCAACUUGCUACCCGAUAUCACAAGCGAACAAUUCACGGAGACUAUGUACGUCAAAACAAAUGAUCAAAUGCUGGUCGUUUAUUUGGCGUCUAUGGUACGUUCCAUCAUCGCAUUGCACAAUCUCAUCAAUAACAAGCUAACGAAUCGUGAUGCAGAGGAGGGCAAAAAAGUGGACAAAGACGCAGAGAAAGAGAAAGAGAAGAACAAGGACAAAGAUAAGGAUAAGGAUGGCAAAGAUGUAAAGGACAAAGACAAGAAGAGCGAUGAGAAAUCUGCUAAAAGCACGGAAGAUAGUGGCAAGGGUGCUAAGAAAUAGGAACGAAAGAAUAGGAAGAAACCACAUCGUAAGAAGAAGAAGAAUAAGAAGAAUCAUUAGAGCGUUAAAAUUUUAAUAGUGGAAGCGCAAGGAAGUUUAACAAAAAACCGAAGAACUUGCAAUAUGAAGUGGAGGAGAGUAAUAUGGAAAAAAUAAAAAAUAUUAAAAAUAAUUAAAUGCAGCCUACACUCCCUCAUGUUCAUGAUUUUAGUUUAAUGUUACGCACGUACUUUACAUACAAUUUAAAGCAAAAAAGCGAAAAACAAACUUGAAUAUCCAAUAAAUGUGUGCAGUGCAUGUGGCACUACGAAAUACACACUAAAUUCCAAAAUAUAAAAAUGCAAAACAUUUCACUUCUGAACCACAGCCGAUGGUUGCGCAAGCUGGUAAUUUCAAUCUGCAAUACGUUAAGUAUGAAAUAAGACUGAUGUUUUGAAUUUUUACAUUUUGGAUAAUACAACUAAUAAUUCAA
Molecule: messenger RNA, 1619 nt
Organism: Rhagoletis zephyria (snowberry fruit fly)
Lineage: Eukaryota; Metazoa; Arthropoda; Insecta; Diptera; Tephritidae
Gene: Rpn8
Product: regulatory particle non-ATPase 8
Biological process (GO): proteasome-mediated ubiquitin-dependent protein catabolic process
Cellular component (GO): proteasome complex; proteasome regulatory particle
Molecular function (GO): protein binding; metallopeptidase activity
Source: RefSeq, a predicted model, not a curated record